This is a messenger RNA of Ylistrum balloti, 1458 nucleotides long. RefSeq names its product nuclear pore complex protein Nup85-like. Bases 1 to 861 code for a protein of 286 amino acids. Lineage: Eukaryota; Metazoa; Mollusca; Bivalvia; Pectinida; Pectinidae. The record is from RefSeq and is a predicted model, not a curated record. Gene Ontology annotation, biological process: protein import into nucleus; positive regulation of DNA-templated transcription; mRNA export from nucleus. Gene Ontology annotation, molecular function: structural constituent of nuclear pore. The transcript is spliced from 11 exons. Gene Ontology annotation, cellular component: nuclear pore outer ring.
AUGCCUCCAUCAAUGAAGAGUAUUUUAUUCUACCAUACCUGGACCAGCCCAUCAGCUCCUGGGGGUCAGCCAGGAUCACAAAGGGUUCCAAUGGAAGAAUUUGGUUCCAAUCUGAGAGAGUUUCUGUUGUUGGAAUAUGCAACAAGUCUGAUGUCGCAUAAAAGUCUAUGGAUUGUAGGGGUCAGCUAUCUUGACCACUGUCCAGAGUUUGGAAGGAAAUAUUUGGAACAUUUCAUGGAAAACAUUUCUAUAGAAUCAGAAAAGAAAGCCCAGAAACUGUUACACAUAUGCCAGGAGAGGAACUUAGUAGAACAAGCCAAGUCCAUCUGUAAGGUGAUGGGAAGAAGACAUAUGCAACAUAAACGACUUGGUGCUGCACUCACCUGGUUCCUCAAGUCUAAGGAUGUAGCCCUUUCCACAGUGAUAGCAGAACGAUUCCUGUUCGAGUACAGCGAGAAAGGUAGCUUCUCCAACCUUGACCUCAUCGACAAUCUAGGACCUUCCAUGUUGUUAAGUAACCGACUCACAUUUCUAGGGAAAUAUCGUGAGUUCCACAAGUUAUAUGAGGAAAAAGAAUUUCAGGCUGCUGGCCAACUGUUGCUCUCCCUACUACAGGCAAGGUUGGCUCCAAAACGGUUCUGGGUGACAUUGCUUGUGGAUGCCAUUCCACUUUUGGAAGCAGAAGAGGUUAUAUUCAGCAGUAGUCAGACCUUUGACCUUAUGCACUGUCUGGAGGAGUUAAUGAGGGAAUUCAAGGACAUAGAUGUGCGUGAGAAGGAAAAACUGGCCUUACUCCGCCUAGCCCUGACGAGAAAUCUGUCUCGUGCGAUUGUGAAAGAAGGAACAGUUAGAUUACCAUGAGGCGGAAUGUUCCCACUUUAUCGAGAAUUUAUUGGUUGGAUGUGCCAAACUGCAAUGAAUUGAACCAGAUCUUUGAUACUGCUGUCAGCACUGAUUGGAGAAGACCAUGAUUAGAUGAGACAAAACAUACUAUCUCAGGUCAAAAUUUACUGGAUGGAACCGUAUAUGCCAUGUACGGUUUGAUUGGAUGAGACAAAAUGUAUUGCAGUUUGUCUAAUUUGAUUCGACGAGACAAAAUGGAAUGCAUCAGGUUUGAAGUGAAUGGAUGCAUAGUUGGUCAUCACAAUUAUUGCAUGUUAGGUAAUGAAAUUUUGAAUUGUUAUGACAGAAUUUUUGUUGUGAAGCAUUGUACUCUAGUAGCUGCUGAAAAUAAUGUGUGUAUGCAGGGAUACAGAUGUACAUUUUUAAGGAAAAUUCUUAAAACAUGCACAGUAGCAAUUUUUCAUCAUUUGUUAUGUAUGAUAAGACAAAGAAAGAAAGGGGAGAGACAACAGAGAGAGAGAGAGAAAGAGAUAUUUUUGUGGAUGAAAUUUUGUCUGAUUGAAAACUUUUAUGAACUGUUGCUAUGCUUAUUAAAAAUAAAAUGUUGUGUAUGUA